Salmo salar (Atlantic salmon) is the source of this 1048-nucleotide messenger RNA. RefSeq names its product ALG14 UDP-N-acetylglucosaminyltransferase subunit (gene alg14). Gene Ontology annotation, cellular component: UDP-N-acetylglucosamine transferase complex. Gene Ontology annotation, biological process: dolichol-linked oligosaccharide biosynthetic process. The record is from RefSeq and is marked provisional. NCBI's taxonomy places the organism in Eukaryota, Metazoa, Chordata, Actinopteri, Salmoniformes, Salmonidae. Gene Ontology annotation, molecular function: N-acetylglucosaminyldiphosphodolichol N-acetylglucosaminyltransferase activity.
GGUCCAAACGAGUGUCCGUAGUAGCAAUCAUGGCAGUGUUGUUAGCACUAUUAACAGGACUUUGUUUUACAGUGAUUUGUGUUAUAGUUCGUCUUCUGAUUGUGCUUCGUUCUGGAUCAAAAUGUAAACCUGGAGAGAAAGGUCCCGUCUGCGUGCUUGUUGUUGCAGGAUCAGGGGGACACACCACUGAGAUACUGCGACUGAUGGAGAGUCUCUCUCAGUCCUACAGCCCAAGACACUAUAUAAUCGCAGACACAGACAAGAUGAGUGAAGACAAGAUACGCACCUUUGAAAAGUCAAAGAAAGACACUGGUUCAAAAGGCCAGUUUACCAUCCAGCGGAUCCCUCGAAGCCGUGAGGUACGUCAAUCCUGGAGUUCCUCUGUGAUCUCCACUCUGAACGCCCUGCUCUACGCCGUUCCUCUGGUGUUCAGGCUCAGGCCAGACAUGGUGCUGUGUAACGGCCCUGGGACCUGCGUCCCUCUGUGCGCGGCAGGACUUCUCCUGGGCCUCCUGGGAUUGAAGAGAGUCCUGCUUGUCUACGUUGAGAGCAUCUGCAGAGUGGAGAGCCUAUCCCUGUCCGGGAAGAUCCUCUAUCACAUCUCAGACUACUUCUUUGUGCAGUGGUCCACCCUGAAAGACAAAUACCCCAAAUCAAUUUACCUCGGAAGGAUAGUCUGACUCUGAAUAGACUAUCUGGGGGGGAAAAAAGACUACCUUUUUUUGUUUUUACUGAUACUAUUUCAUCAUGUUACAAAUGGGAACACUUUGCUCUGAUAGAUCAUGUAUAAUAGUUUGCUUGCUUGAUGGACUGUGAUGUACAUUUUUCUACAAACUAAAAUUGCGAAUACUUUGGAACAUCGAGCCCUAUACAUAAUAACUAUGUAAAGAUGUUUUGGAUCACUUCAAUGUGUUAUGAAAUGGUGCUUUUAUUAUAUAGUACAGUGUAAAGAAAUACUAAAUGGUAUUCAUACCUGAUAUGUAGCUACAGUAUUAGCUGAAUUGAGUGAGGUGUUGUUGUAACUACCAUGUGAAUAAAUUACAUUACC